AUGACUGCCCCCGCCACUACCACCCACAUUACCGCCAAUACAGGCAAUACGACGAAUACAGACAAUACCGUCAACACAGACAAUACCGUCAACACAGACAAUACCGUCAACACAGACAAUACCGUUAACACAGACAAUAUCGUCAAUAUAGCCAAUACCGUCAAUAACGCUAACCCUACUAACACUGCUAACGCCGCUGUCACCGAUGACGCCUCCACCCCUUAG
This is a messenger RNA of Plasmodium inui San Antonio 1, 225 nucleotides long. RefSeq lists its product as hypothetical. The transcript has a single exon. Bases 1 to 225 code for a protein of 74 amino acids. NCBI's taxonomy places the organism in Eukaryota, Apicomplexa, Aconoidasida, Haemosporida, Plasmodiidae. The record is from RefSeq and is a predicted model, not a curated record.